Ostrea edulis (European flat oyster) is the source of this 1459-nucleotide messenger RNA. RefSeq lists its product as uncharacterized. The record is from RefSeq and is a predicted model, not a curated record. The coding region runs from base 260 to 715 and encodes 151 amino acids. The transcript has 4 exons. Lineage: Eukaryota; Metazoa; Mollusca; Bivalvia; Ostreida; Ostreidae.
ACAAAAUAACCUGUCAUUGCUAUUGGUCGCGUAUUAAAAACUCGCCAAGCAUAAAGAUCAGUUCCGGUUAACUGCCUGCACUAGCCAGUUCAGGGUGAAUUGUUGUUUGUCGUACACGUCCGAGCUCCCUGCAGAUUCAAAAUAUUUUUGACACACCUGAAAGAACACGGUGAUUACAUGUCGUGGAAAAAUACCAACUAACCGCGGCUAGAAACUCCAUUUUGUAUUUUAAAGAACAGUCAAACUGUAGUAAAACGCAAUGGAGACAUACAAACUCGCUUUUCUUUUCGUCCUAGGCUGUGUCGGUCUGUUUUCUGCUGCUGAAGCGCUGAAUCCGGAUGGAACGUGUGACAGUGACAGUGAUUGUCUCCUCUCUUUCUACCACUGCUGUUCCGGAACUAUCUGGUGUUGUCCUUCCGGGUACAUCUGUACCGGAUCAUCAACCUGCCUAAGUAUCGGAGUUAUCGUCGGUCCCAUCGUCGGCCUGGUCGUCCUCAUCGUUUCUAUAGUGAUCUGCUGCGUUUGUUACAGAAGAAGACAACAGAGCCAAGGCGUAGUGUACAACCCAAACGUGACCGCCCAACCUCAACCGCAGCCAUACGGACAACCGCAGCCAUACGGACAACCACAGGCUUACGGACAACCACAGGCUUACGGACAACCACAGGCAUACGGACAACCACAAGGAUAUGGACAGCCACCGCCUAAAGCCUGAGUUAGGAAGUUAGGAGAGAAAGAAAGGAGAUGAGAAAGAAAGGAGAUGAGAAAGAGAGAGGGAGAGAAAGAGAGGGAGAGCAAGAGAAAAAAAAUGAUAGCUCUUUUAAAAUAUUAUACCAUGCAAAUUAAUUUUUUCUCACUUAUCAUAUUUUGUUCGAAAUAAUUUUUUUUUAUUAAUUGGGAAUAUAUCUACAUCUGUUUCGCUUGUGAAUUGUUGACAUUUUUCCUUCAUCAUCGGACUGUGUGAUUUAUAUCAUAUUCACUUCAUAGUAUCAUUUGCUUCAAUAGAUUAUUACAAUUGAUAUAGACACAACUAUAGUUUGCAGCAUAAUAUUGUUUUACAAAACUAAGCAUUUGUGGAUAACAAUGGAUUAGAAUUAGACAGCUUUUUAAAAUUUGUGGGAACUAUUUUUCGCCGUUUUGAUUGUCAGAUGCAGUCUGCUGUACGCAUUGAUUUUUAACAGACGUAGAUUUUAUGCAAACACAAUGCAAAUAAAAAACAUUAGUUUGCUUUAAUUCAUUCCAUUCGUUUAUUUGUGAUCGCAAAAUUUCAGUGAUAAUGUGAGAUUUUCGAGGUGGAACAAAUUGGAUAGUUAAUCGUUAUUUACACUAUUUUUGUAUGAUAACCUCUUUUCUAGAUAGACACAUGUAACAGACACCACCACAUAUAGUUAGAUAUAUAAUGCAUGUUUAUUAUGGCGAAAAAUCCAUUUUACAUAUCGUAUUAAACAGUUGAAAGUUU